ACUUAAUAACUUACAACUAACGAAAGUUUGAUUGAGACUAAUUUAUUGCUAAAACAGUUUAGCACCCACAUGAAUGUUGAAUUAAAUGUGCGCAAUGUGCACAAAGAAAAAUAGAUACAGAUGAUUUUAUUAACCACAAGAUAAAAGCAUUUUUGUUUCAAAUUGGUGAUAAAGUGUAGUUUCGUAUGUCCCGACUCCCGAUUUGAUCACAGCGAUAAAUUCGCCAUUCGCUGAGCGUGAGAGACAGAGAGAGAAACAACAAUGCUCUGUACAAUUUCUCGUCUGCUAUCAGCUGUUGUGUGUGGAGGAGAGAGUUCUAUAUAUAUGCACAGAGAAAAAUAAGUUUUCAAGAGGAAAGAAAAAAACUCAAAAGAGUUACCGGGCGUUUUAAACAAAUUAGUUGGUGAUUAUUUCAAAGUCGAAUUUUAACAAGUGUCGUGAAGAUGUCCUCGUUCUUUAGAUCGUUCGCCGAGCGGUUCACACCGAUCGUCAAGGCUGAGGACGAGGAGGCAGAACUCGUCGACCCGCAGACGGUGCUUCGAGAAAAAUGCUCGGGCACCAAGGAAUGCUCUAAAUUCAAGGAGGUACUCGACACCUGCAACGACCGCGUCAAUUCCAGAAGCCAGACAGCCGAGACCUGCGUCGAAGAGGUUAUCGACUUCAUGAGCUGCAUUGAUCACUGUGCCGCCAAGACCCUCUUCCACCACCUCAAAUAACCUGGCCCGUUCGACGGACAAACGAUAAUAUCAUUGCCACGAUUAGAGCUUUCUUAUUGUCAUUGUUUUGUUAAUUGGUUCUCUUUUUCACUGUCCUCUUACUUACUUGUAAAUAGAUUUGAUGGCAGUGUUGAGUGACAACAGUAACAUAAUCAUGUCCAUUCAAUGGUUAUAUACGCGAUCAAGUAAUAAAUAAUAGGCAUUUGUUGAAAUUCUAGUAAAAUUUACAUUUAAAUUAUUUGUAGUAUAGUUUUGAUUACUGACUCUGGUUUAUUUCUUUCAAAUACUUACUACCCGAGUUUUAUAUAUUCUUUCAAACAAGUUGAAUCCUAAUGUCCACUGUAGUUAAAUUAAAAAUAGUAUGUUACCACUUUACUUUUAUUUUUUACACUUAAACAAAUCUUAGUUUUUACCUGUAUAAGAAAGGAAUUUUUUCAAUUUUCUUGGAGUGAGAAAAAAUCAAUACUCGAGCAAGGACACGUUGCAUAUUAAUUAAUAACAUUUUAUUU
Copidosoma floridanum is the source of this 1225-nucleotide messenger RNA. It is a transcript of the gene UQCR-11, whose product is annotated as Ubiquinol-cytochrome c reductase 11 kDa subunit. The record is from RefSeq and is a predicted model, not a curated record. NCBI's taxonomy places the organism in Eukaryota, Metazoa, Arthropoda, Insecta, Hymenoptera, Encyrtidae. Gene Ontology annotation, biological process: mitochondrial electron transport, ubiquinol to cytochrome c. Gene Ontology annotation, cellular component: respiratory chain complex III.